AUGGCCAAAGCCGGCCGGACAUUGGGAUUUUAUGGUGGUAUUGCGUUGCUGGACUGGAUUUAUCAGAUUCUGCUAAUGCCUAAAAUCGAGAAUAAGAUUCUCGACGAGAUUGAUCUCAUCUUCAGUCAGCCCAUCAGUCAGUUGAUGAUGCACAAUUUGUGCAAUACGACAAGGACUUUGAACGACUUGGUGAAUUUCAGGUUUGGAAAGGUUCUUCACGCCUGUGGAGGAGAGCCACGAAAUUGA
Rhinocladiella mackenziei CBS 650.93 is the source of this 246-nucleotide messenger RNA. RefSeq lists its product as uncharacterized. The record is from RefSeq and is a predicted model, not a curated record. The transcript has a single exon. NCBI's taxonomy places the organism in Eukaryota, Fungi, Ascomycota, Eurotiomycetes, Chaetothyriales, Herpotrichiellaceae. The coding region runs from base 1 to 246 and encodes 81 amino acids.